Amphibalanus amphitrite is the source of this 2088-nucleotide messenger RNA. Its product is annotated as beta-1,4-N-acetylgalactosaminyltransferase bre-4-like. The transcript is spliced from 9 exons. Bases 426 to 1631 code for a protein of 401 amino acids. Gene Ontology annotation, molecular function: N-acetyl-beta-glucosaminyl-derivative 4-beta-N-acetylgalactosaminyltransferase activity. Lineage: Eukaryota; Metazoa; Arthropoda; Thecostraca; Balanomorpha; Balanidae. The record is from RefSeq and is a predicted model, not a curated record. Gene Ontology annotation, biological process: glycosphingolipid biosynthetic process; carbohydrate metabolic process.
GCGGAGUAGGGGAACGGAGAGGAGGUUUGCAAGCUUGGGCUGUGAAAGCUGUAUGGGGAAGGGGGAAAAGUGGGACUGAUAGAACAGGCGCUGCUGGAAACCGGUCUCAGAUAGAAAAAGGACAAGUGCAGAUUGCAGCCGCCCGUCCCCGCUCCGCAGUCCGCACUCGCCCUGGCGUCCGCGGUUCGUUAGUCCGUGACCAGAGUCGCCAUGUGAGGUACUCCGGCCGCCUCUCGCUUCACUGACCGGUGUGUGUGUGACGCAGGUGGUCGCCGGUGGCAGGCGGCCGGUCGAUUCUCCCCGCGCGCCGCUCAUGAGGACGCGCCACAUCUCGGCCGGCCAAUCGAUGCCGUGCGCCCGACGCCGGCUGGUCGGCGGCCCGGCCCCCUGAGCGCCCUCGCUCCACGCUCGCCGCGGCGCGGCCCAUGUACUCGGCGGCGCUGGUGGUGCCGCGCGGCCGCGGCCGCCUCCUGCGCUACCUGGUCGGCUGCGUGGCCGCCCUGCUCUUCGUGCAGUGCUUCCUCAGCCUGCUGUCGGCGCGGCGCGCGCUACCCACAUCGUUCUUCCAGUUCGACUCGUCAGCGGCUGUCUCACCGCGGCUGGUGCUCGGCCUCACCAACACCACGGCGCGGCCUCCCUCCACCGGCGGCGGCGGCGGGCCGCGCGACCCGCUGCUCGUCAAGGUCAUGGUCGACCCGGGCAGCAAGGCACCGGCGCCUCCGGCGGCGGCCGUGACCGUCAACGGCACGGCCGCGAACGGGACGGCCGCGCUGGUGAACGUCACCGCGUCUAGUCAACGGCCGCCGCUGCCGACGGCGACGACCCCCGCCGGCACGAGCAGCCCGGCCGACGGCCGCCAGCGCUGCCCGCCGGUGCCGCUCAAACUCGUCGGUCCGCUGGCGGUGCCCUCGUCGGCGCCCUCCUGGGACCAGAUGGAGGCGGAGGAGCCGUUCCGGCGACUCACGGACGGGGGACGGUAUCGGCCGGCGGAAUGUGUCAGCCGCCAUCGAGUGGCCAUCAUUGUGCCAUAUAGGGAUCGGGAAGAGCACUUACGAAUGUUUCUGUACCACAUGCAUCCGGUGUUACAGCGUCAACAGCUAGAUUACGGCAUUUUUAUCGUGGAACAGGAUGGAUCUGAUAUGUUUAACCGGGCUUCGCUGCUCAAUGCCGGUGCCAUGGAGGCCAUCAAGCAGUACGACUUCCAAUGUUUUGUCUUCCACGACGUGGAUCUUUUGAUGGAGGACGACCGCAACCUUUACACGUGCCCGCAGCAGCCGCGCCACAUGUCCGUCGCCGUCGACUCCAUGCAGUACAAACUGGCGUAUCCUCAGCUGUUUGGCGGCGUGUCAGCGAUGACCCGCUCUCAGUUCGAGCUGGUGAACGGCUUCAGCAACCAGUACUGGGGCUGGGGCGGCGAGGACGACGACAUGUACAACCGGCUGACGUACCACAAGCUGCACAUCGCCCGCUACCCGGCCAACAUCGCCAGAUACAAGAUGGUCAAACACAAACACGGAAAGGUUAACCCCAAACGCUACUCCUGCAUACCAGCUGCUCCUGACUGCCUAUCCCGUGUGUCAAAUGUUCCUGUUCAACGGCCAUUCCUGUGUAACUACCUACUUCCUUUCUGAGGUUCGACCUGUUGCGGCGAGGCAAGAAGCGCUUCACCACGGACGGCCUGUCGUCGCUCAAGUACCAAGUCAAAGACAUAGUGCUGGAUAAACUAUACACCCGACUGUUGAUAUCACUGGGCCGCCGGUGACGGAGCGCGGUGCCGAGCGGUCGCCCCUAGUCAAACGCCGGCGGUCGGCGGUUUUAGGCGGAUCGCGGGUGCCGCGGCGCGCAGACACUCGCGACAGUGAUACGCGCGUCCGGCCGAGCGCGCUUCCUCUCUGUGGCUGUUGUACCGAUGUGGACGGUGGGCAGUCGGUGCCGCCCGCGCCGACACGAGAUUAUCGUCCGUUUUAUGCCGGAUGACGAUCGGUACUGGUUCGUCGUAUAUAGAACUUUAUGGGUGUGUGCCGGUGUGGACGUGUGUGCCUGUUUAUGUGUGGAAUGGAAAUACACAUGUGCAAUGUUUACCGUGAA